Molecule: messenger RNA, 1384 nt
Organism: Ziziphus jujuba (common jujube)
Lineage: Eukaryota; Viridiplantae; Streptophyta; Magnoliopsida; Rosales; Rhamnaceae
Product: thioredoxin-like 4, chloroplastic
Exons: 4
Coding region: 566-1195 (209 amino acids)
Cellular component (GO): chloroplast
Source: RefSeq, a predicted model, not a curated record
GAAAAUUGUUUGGGUUUUCUUUUUUUUCUUUUUUUUUUAAUAAAAUAAGUUUUUCCUUUUUUCAUAAAACAAACAUAUAGAAGUUUUAUGAUGCUUGAAAAUCGUGAGACAUAUUUAAAACUAUAAUUUCAUGCUAUAAGCAUGAGAGAUUUACCACUGUAUCAAACUCAUUUGAAAUAUUUUUCUUUGCAGGAAAACAUGCAACUUUUGGGCUGAUAAUUGAAUCUGAUUUGUGGGCUUCAGUUUUAUUUUGUCUGUUCACCCAUGAGCUGGAAUCCAAUUGAAGUCAUACUGGGCCAUUCUGGGCCAACAAACUUCUAAGCAGGGUCCAAAUUAAUCUUUAAUGGGCUGGAUAGGAGCAUAUAUAUAAUAUUUUAUAUACAGUGAAGCGAUAUGGCAGCACAUCGUGUCCUGUUGUGAUUCGCAGAUAUUUUGUGAAUUCAGAUACGGCAAACAACACGCUUAGAGCCGAAGGUAGAAGGUAUUAAAAUAGGUAGGAAAUUGUGUACAAAACACAGUAAAAUCUGCAUUAUACAGACUGUUUCAGAAAUUUGUGUUAGCUGUCAUGCAAAGGCAUAAUGUUUAUAGCAAGGCAUCGAUCAAUUUUGGAACAAACUCGAACAGGCAGCUUUCUAUAGUUUCUAGCUCCCUUCCAGAGAGAUUUCGUUUGAGAUUAUGUCUUAUGAAGGGCAGGAUUUCUUCCAGCAUCAAAACUACCCAUUUGGAGUUAAUAAAAUUUAGCCACAAAAGAUAUGUAAGGGUCAAAGUGGCAGAUGUGAAUUCAGAAGAAGUGUCCGACGAAGAUGAUGAUCUGUGUCCGGUUGAGUGCGUUAGAGAAUUCAAGACUGAUGAUGAGUUCUUUAGAAUUCUUAAUAAGGCCAAAGAGACUGAUUCUUUAGUGGUGGUAGAUUUUUAUCGCACUUCUUGCGGUAGUUGCAAGUACAUAGAACAGGGGUUUGCGAAGUUAUGCAGGGGAUCUGGAGACCAAGAAGCUGCAGUAAUCUUCUUAAAGCAUAAUGUGAUUGAUGAGUACGAUGAGCAAUCUGAGGUUGCCGAACGACUUCGAAUUAAGACGGUCCCCCUUUUCCAUUUCUAUAAAAACGGGGUCCUAUUGGAAGCCUUCCCAACCAGAGACAAAGAAAGGAUUACUGAAGCCAUUCGUAAAUACACAUCUCCUGCGUCUCAAGGUGUGUAAAGUGAUGAGGUUCAGUUUUCAAGAUUUCGAUUCUGUAAAAUAAUUAUAAGGCCCUGACAGAGUGGGCGAUGUAAUCUGAGUGCUUUAGAUUGUGUCACUUUGGUUAAUAUAAUACAUAGGUUGUACAUUAUCCGACAAAAAUUUGCGCGCAUAUUGAAACUUCCAAACUCUCUCUUCUUUUUGUGUUCA